AUGGUGACCGUGGAGGAAGUUCGCAAGGCUCAAAGGGCUGAGGGUCCUGCUACUGUGUUGGCCAUUGGGACAGCAACUCCUCCCAAUUGUGUUGAUCAGGCCACCUAUCCUGACUACUACUUUCGUAUCACCAACAGUGAGCACAAAGCUGAGCUUAAAGAAAAAUUCCAGCGCAUGUGUGACAAGUCUAUGAUCAAGAAGCGUUACAUGUACUUGACUGAAGAAAUUCUAAAAGAGAACCCAACUAUGUGUGAGUACAUGGCACCUUCUCUUGAUGCCAGGCAGGACAUGGUGGUUGUUGAAAUUCCAAAACUCGGCAAAGAAGCUGCCACCAAGGCCAUUAAGGAAUGGGGCCAGCCCAAGUCCAAAAUUACCCAUUUGGUCUUUUGCACCACCAGUGGUGUGGACAUGCCUGGGGCCGACUAUCAGCUCACUAAGCUCUUGGGCCUCCGCCCGUCCGUCAAGCGCCUCAUGAUGUACCAACAAGGGUGUUUCGCCGGCGGCACGGUGCUCCGGUUGGCCAAGGACUUGGCCGAGAACAACAAGGGUGCUCGUGUUCUUGUUGUGUGCUCGGAGAUCACUGCGGUCACCUUCCGUGGGCCCAGUGACACCCACCUUGACAGUUUAGUGGGCCAGGCCUUAUUUGGUGAUGGUGCAGCAGCUAUUAUUGUGGGUGCGGACCCAAUUCCUGAGAUUGAGAAGCCCUUAUUUGAAGUGGUCUCAGCAGCCCAAACCAUCCUUCCCGACAGCGACGGAGCCAUCGACGGGCAUCUCCGUGAAGUUGGGCUUACAUUUCAUCUGCUCAAGGAUGUUCCCGGGCUUAUUUCGAAGAACAUCGAGAAGAGUCUGAACGAGGCCUUCCAACCUUUAGGCAUCUCUGAUUGGAACUCACUUUUCUGGAUUGCACACCCAGGUGGCCCAGCAAUUCUGGACCAAGUAGAGUCCAAAUUGGGCCUGAAGCCUGAAAAAUUAGAGGCCACAAGACACAUACUAUCUGAGUUCGGAAACAUGUCCAGUGCCUGUGUGCUGUUUAUUUUGGAUGAGGUAAGGAAGAGGGCUGCUGAGAAAGGACUGAAAACCACAGGAGAUGGACUGGAUUGGGGUGUGCUGUUUGGGUUCGGGCCUGGGCUCACUGUUGAGACCGUGGUGCUUCACAGCGUGGGCUUGAAUGCUUGA
Molecule: messenger RNA, 1176 nt
Organism: Prunus armeniaca (apricot)
Lineage: Eukaryota; Viridiplantae; Streptophyta; Magnoliopsida; Rosales; Rosaceae
Source: the annotation of a GenBank genome assembly